Messenger RNA from Myxocyprinus asiaticus (Chinese sucker), 5814 nucleotides. Its product is annotated as gastrula zinc finger protein XlCGF7.1-like. The record is from RefSeq and is a predicted model, not a curated record. Bases 3143 to 4126 code for a protein of 327 amino acids. The transcript has 3 exons. NCBI's taxonomy places the organism in Eukaryota, Metazoa, Chordata, Actinopteri, Cypriniformes, Catostomidae.
GAAUUACUGAAAUAAAUGAACUUUUCCACGACAUUCUAAUUUAUUGAGAUGCACCUGUAUAAAUUACAAUAUAUAAGUUUUAUGAAGUUGUUUUGUAAGGGACAGUUUUUGCUAAUAAUUUCAGGGAAGGACAGAGAUGAGACACUGUUACUAAUGGUAGGGGAAGAAAUUGAGAUUGAGUAGAGGAAAGUCAGGAUCAAGAAGACAGAGAAGAUUAUGAGCAUGAGGCAGAUAUAGAACCAUUACUUGGUGAUGAUCCUCUUGCAAAUGUCACAAAAAAAGAGUGAUAUUCAGUGGUGUCACACCCCCUUUACCCCAGUAGAGACAAUGUGGGAAAGUCCUAGCACUGACCACCCCUGAGCCACUAACACCAAAUGGCUACUUCAAGCAGUAUGCUCCCAGUCAGAUGUUUGAGCUGAUAUAUAUGCAGAACUUAAGGGAUUCAAGGGGUUUAAACAUGCCUGAGCUUCUGGGAUUGAAGUCCUUGUCAGUCUACAUGUGGCAAUGGGAGUGCUUGGUUUACCAAGAGUGAGAAUGUACUGGCCCUCCAAAAUCAAUAUUGGGAUUUUCAGGAAUACCAUGUCUCGAGAUCUUUUUUUUCUCUCCGCUCCAACCUGCAUGUUGUGAACAACUAUGAGAGGCCUCCUGGAGACACUGAUGGAGAUACUGACUUCAAGGUCAGAUCACUCUAUGAGUCCAUAAUGAAACGCUGUCUGCAGCUACAACUGGAGGAAGAUCUCUGUAUUGAUGAGCAGAUUGUGCCUUUUAGGGUAAAACUCUCUGUGCUCCAGUAUGAAAAAGGGAAACCUUCACCAUGGGAAGUUAAGGUGUAUUUCCUCUGUGGCAAAAGUGGGCAUGCUUAUGAUUUCCUCAUCUAUCAAGGUGCCACAACAGAGCUUUCUGAGCUAAGCAAAAAUGUUUUAGGGCAUGGAGCUUCUGUUGUCACCCACCUGUGCCAGAGAAUCCAGGCUCCCAACCACAAGCUCUUUUUUGACAGCUUCUUCACCACCUAAAAUGUCCUUGAAGUUCUUGCAGAAGAGAAAAUUCAUGCUGCUGGAACAGCAAGGGUUUGCUGCUUUGCAAAGCCCCCACUGAAGACAGACAAGGAAAUGUCAAAGAAAGGGCAGGGGAACAUGAAGUUAGGAGUAGGGAUGGAAAGGUUGUUCUAGUAAAGUGGUUUGAUAACUGCUCUGUUGUGCUGGCCUCCAGCUUUGUUGGUGUUGGAGAUGAAGUUGAGAGUUGGGAGCAGAAAGAGGGGCGGUUUGUGAAGGUCAAGCAUCUAGAGGUUGUGAAGAAAUACAACGAGAGCUUGAUCAACUAAUCCGCCUUUACAGAAUUGAUAUCAGGUCCCGCAAAUGGCCACUGCGCAUGAUUACUCAUGCCUUUGAUGUUGCUAGUGAACAGCUGGCUUGAGUAUCGCAGAGACAAUGAAAGCAAGGGAACUCAGCCACAGAAAAUCAUGGAUCUCCUUGAAUUCAAAAUGAAUGUAGCCGAAGCGCUCGUGUGUGUUGGGAAGCCACAUGCUUCAAAACAAUGAGGGAGGCCUAGCAGUUUUAACAUAGCUAGUCCAUGUACCAGUCCAACUCCACAUGAUGUAGCUGGACAAAAGAGAGGAGCAAUGGAACGGCGGACAAUUCUUCAAGUCCUAACUGAUAUUGUGGACCACAUGCCAAAUUAUGAUGCAAAAAAAGAAGCAACAAGAUGCAAAUUGAUAGUUUGUUCUGGAAAAACAUGUCUUCUGUGUUAAGUGUAAGGUGCACUACUGCUUUGUGUCACAGAGAAACCGUUUCAAAGAUGCACACAGAAAAUGACUCUAAAGUGACUGUAUUGAUUGAUUCUCAAGAUGUUUAGUUUGUUAUAAAUGAAUGUACAAAAAUUAAAGUUGAAAUAUUAUACUGGUCAAGUUUGUGACCUAAAAAGAGAAGAAAUUUAAGUAUAAACCAACAGCUUGUAUAUUUAUGCUUUUAUUUGAUGUUGGUAUAUUGUUUGCGAAGUACCUGACAUCCACUGAAAUGGACAAAAAAAAAAAAAAUGACAAUUAAAGAGUGUUGACAUUUUUAUUAUUAUUAUUUGGUCUAAUUUAUGGAUGCCUGAUGAAUUGGGGAAAUGUAUUUCUAUAGUUUUCUUAAACUUUGAUCAAAAUUAAGGUCUGAAGGGGCUAAAAUCUACACAAAUUCAAAUGAGCAUUCAUAUUAUUAGACUGCACAAUUAGAUACUGUAUGCAUUUACUAGUUGGAUUUUUAUAUUUCUGAUGCCAUACACAGUAAAUAAGAAAGGUAAUUUAAAAAGAAUUAGUAUUUUGACUCUGUGAUGACAAUUAGCCUCCCUUACAAAAAAUCUAGAGUUCUGGCAAACCAGCUGCAACCUUGCACACAAACAAAGAUUUUUAGAAGAAUAUCUCGGCUCUGUAGAUCCAUAUAUUGCAAGUGAACGGUGGCCAGAACGUUGAAGGUCCAGAUAGUAUAUAAAGGCAGCAUAAAAGUAAUUCAUAAAACUCCAGUGGUUUAAUCCGUGUCUUCUGAAGCGAUACAAUAGGUGUGGGUGAGAAACAGAUCAAUAUUUCAGUGAAGUGCUCCGGGUCCUAUGGCAAAAUGCUCAGGGAACCCUGAGAAAUUUUUUCAAAAAAUAUUAAAACUGUUGGAAUGCGGGGGGCCUGGGUAGCUCAGCGAGUAUUGAUGCUGACUACCACCCCUGGAGUCGUGAGUUCGAAUCCUGGGCUUGCUGAGUGACUCCAGCCAGGUCUCCUAAGCAACCAAAUUGGCCCGGUUGCUAGGGAGGGUACAGUUACAUGGGGUAACCUCCUUGUGGUUGCGAUUAGGGAUUCUCAAUGGGACACGUGGUAAGUUGUGCGUGGAUCACAGAGUGUAGCAUGAGCCUCCACAUGCUGUGAGUCUCCGCUGUGUCAUGCACAGUGAGUCACGUGAUAAAUUGUGUGGAUUGACGGUCUCAGAAGCAGAGGCAACUGAGUCUUGUCCUCCGCCACCCGGAUUGAGAUCUGGUCCUUUGGUGCUCUGUCACAGUUCACACCUUCAUUGAAGCCACUCCCACAACAAUUUACUAAUAAAUACUGUGAAUAUUCCCAUCAUCCUACAAGAGAAGUUCUUCAGACCAGCAGGAAGAACUGAAAUCUGUGUGAUAUACUAUGGUGAAGAUGGAGUUUGUUAAAGAAGAGAGAGAAGACAUGAGUUAUCCAGAAUCUUCCAGAAUAAAACAUGAAGAUACUGAGGAACAAAUAGAUCUGAUUGAAGUGAAAGAGGAGAGUCAAGAACUGAAUGAAGUGGAGGAGAAACAUCAUAACUUCAAAACAGAAGAAAAUGAUUUUAGCUGCUCACAAGAGAGAACUCAACAUACAGAAGCUGAAAACUCUAUCACCUGCCCUCAGUGUGGAAAGACUUUCAAAAGUAAAAACACCCUUAAGAUGCAUUUAAGAAUUCACACUGGAGAGAAACCUCACACAUGUCAGCAGUGUGGAAAGAGUUUUGCAUGGAAAUCACCUCUUAAUAGACACAUGAGAAUUCACAUGGGAGAGAAACCUCAAACAUGUCAGCAGUGUGGAAAGAGUUUCUCUGAUAAAAGGUAUCUCAAAUAUCAUGUUGGCUGUCACUCUGGUGAAAAGCCAUUUAACUGCAAUCAAUGUGGUAAACAUUUCGCGACGACCUCAUAUCUAAAAACACAUUUGAAAAUUCAUACAAAUGAGAAGCCUUAUGUGUGUUCUUUUUGUGGAAUGAGUUUUUUACGACUGCAACAUUUGAAAUGCCACCAGAAAAUACACGCUGGUGUUAGAGAUCAUAUAUGCUCUCAGUGUGAGAAGAGCUUCACUACAGCCAGCCAACUGAAAAUGCAUGAGAGAAUUCACACUGGAGAGAAACCUUACAAGUGCCAUGAGUGUGAAAAGGGUUUUGCAUGUAAAAGUAAUCUUAAAAGACACAUGAGAAGUCACACUGGAGAGAAACCUUUCACAUGUCGGCAGUGUGGAAAGCAUUUCUCGGAAAAAAGAAAUCUCAAAUAUCAUAUUCGCCUUCACUCUGGUGAAAGACCAUUCAACUGUGAUCAGUGCGGUAAACAUUUUACGACAAUGUCACUUCUAAAAAGACACCUGAAAAUUCAUACAAAUGAGAAGCCUUAAGGCGCAUUUAUAUUUCUGCGUCAAACCUACACCGUAGGCUCGUGGCUUGCAUUUAUAGUUCUGUGUUGGUGUUUCUGCGUCAUCCUGCGAGUUCACCGCAAAGUGCUAGUACACUCACUGAGCACUUUAUUAGGACCACUGUGGUCUUAAUAAAGUGCCCGACAUGGUCUUCUGCUGUUGUAGCCCAUUCGCCUCAAGGUUUGGCGUGUUGUACAUUCAGAGAUGAUAUUCUUCUCACCACAAUUGUACAGAGGGGUUAUCUGAGUUAGCGUAGACUUUGUCAGUUCGAACCAGUCUGGCCAUUCUCUGUUGAACUCUCUCAACAACAAGGCGUUUCCAUCCGCAGAACUGCCGCUCACUGGAUGUUUUUUUGUUUCUGGCACCUGUAUGGCAGGGUGGCAAGACAGAAGCCUCUUCUGAAAAAGUGCCUCGUUGGAGAAUUCUGAUGCCAUGUGGCAAAAGGUUUUAUGGUCAGAUGAGACAAAAAUGAACUUUUUGGAUUGAACUCCAAGCACUAUAUUUGGAGAAAACUAAACACAGCACAACACCCAGAACAUACCAUACCUACUUUGAAGCAUGAUGGUGGCAACAUUAUGUCGUGGGGGUGGGGGUUUGAUUAGGUUGUGUUUGGUGUUUCAAAUUUAAGAUGGUACGCGUAGUAAUACAAAUAAUGCAUGUGUGAUUUAUUCAGCCCAUGUCAUUGAAGUCUCACUCCAACCAGGAAGCCAAAGUUGGCAACCCUGCGUAAUACAUGAUUGUGUAUUAUUUGCCACUAUGGGUUUAUCUAUGGCAUUAAGGUGAUAGCCCAGUGUGUAACAGCAAGAGUGAUGUACUGCUGUGUUGUGAUGCGACACGGUUUAAUAAAAUCCCUUUCUUUAAUUAAUUACAUGCCCACUGUUGACAUGCAACGUGCAAUUUACAUUUAAGCAAAUGUAAGGGUCCCUUCUGAUUUUAUUUGAACUGAUUUGGGAAUGAGGGCUGAUACAAAUCAUUAUUACAAGUGCCCCAUCAACAUUAUUCAUUGCUAUUGGAUUUUUAUUUAUUUAUUUAUUUAUUUUUAAUUCUGUUUAAAAUAACCCAAACAUGCAAGACUAACAUUAAAAGAUGAAUUCUUUAUCAGACAAAAUAGCAGAUGGCAACAAUGUCUGAGGUAGGAUUGGUUUUUGAAGGUUUUAAGGCGGGGCAUAGCAAAGAGGCAAUCUGCAUACGCAUUUUUGAUAUCUGUAAAGAUAUUUUCUUUAUUCAAGAUAUCUCUAUUAAAAUUAUUUCCAGUCAGAAUGCUAAUUACACAUAUCUCCAAAGAAAGAUCUUCCUGGUCAGUAAUCAAAUUGAGAUUUUCAUUAAGUACAUAAUAGAUAUCCGCAAAUGAUAUUUGACUAGUAAUAAUUCAAAUUCAGGAUAUCUGCUAUUAAAUAUUGACUAGUUAUAGAUGUAAAUCAAGAUAUCUACAGUGGCAUUUUGACUAGUGAUAUCUUAGUUUCAAAAAUGCAUUUUGGAUAUCUUUAAUGAAAAGGAAUUAAAGAUAUCUUAGAUUUGAAUCAUGGCCCAGUUUUGUAAUGAGAUUUUGUUGUUGUUGUUGUUGUUGUUGUUGUGAUGUUUAGAGACAAAAAGACUGCUGUGGUUUGUAAGCUCUUCCGCUGUUACAGAGUGGAUGAAAAUAUGUUACUGGAAAUAAAGUCAUUUAUGUA